Alnus glutinosa is the source of this 821-nucleotide messenger RNA. Its product is annotated as subtilisin-like protease SBT5.6. Bases 50 to 709 code for a protein of 219 amino acids. The transcript has 2 exons. Gene Ontology annotation, biological process: proteolysis. The record is from RefSeq and is a predicted model, not a curated record. Gene Ontology annotation, molecular function: serine-type endopeptidase activity. NCBI's taxonomy places the organism in Eukaryota, Viridiplantae, Streptophyta, Magnoliopsida, Fagales, Betulaceae.
UAUUCAAUUACUUUGCAGCCCGAUAUCCAGGGCUGAAUAUACUGGCAGCAUGGAGCGAGGGCGAUCCUCCUACAAAGUUGUCACAAGAUCACAGAAUUGCCAAGUACAAUAUUUUCUCUGGAACUUCAAUGUCUUGCCCUCAUGUGGCUGCUGCGGCUGCACUUCUCAAAGCCAUACACCCUACUUGGAGCAAUGCCGCAAUAAGAUCUGCCUCAUGACCACAGUCGGGUUAAUAAACAACAUGGGUUUGCCAUUGGGCGACCAAUCUGGCAAUCCAGCCACUCCCUUUGCAUAUGGCUCCGGCCACUUCCGGCCCACAAAAGCUUCGGACCCCGGUCUAGUAUACGACGCCUCAUAUACCGACUACCUUCUCUACUUAUGCAGCAUUGGCUCAAUCAAGUGUCUGACAGUUCCACCCACACCAGAUAACCUCAACUAUCCGUCCUUGGCAAUCUCCAAACUCAAUGGAACCGUCACCGUUAAGAGGACAGUCACAAAAGUUGGUCACCACAAGAGUGUGUACUUCUUUACUUCCAGACCACCUUUGGGAUUCUCCAUAAAGGCCUCCCCAAGUAUUUUGUUCUUCGAUCAUGUUGGCCAGAAACAGAACUUCACCAUCACGGUGAAAGUAAGAGGUGAUAAGACGCUGAUCAGCAAGCUUGCAAAGGAUGAGUAUGCUUUUGGGUGGUAUUCUUGGACUGACGGAUAACAUAUUGUAAGAAGUCCAAUGGCAGUGUCUUUAGCAUAAUUAUAUGAUUUUCUUAGUAACUUGUAAAUUUAAUUUGAUGGUUCUUAGCCAUAGAGAAGGAGGUUAAAAAAAA